CUGCAGUUCACUUUGUCUGUGGAGGUCUGGCUGCCUGUUCAGCAACUCUCACUGUGCAACCCCUGGACACACUUAGGACACGCUUCGCUGCUCAGGGGGAACCCAAGGUGUAUAAAAACACUCCGCCAUGCCAUUGUCACUAUGUUCAAGACAGGAGGAUUUCUCACAUUCUACCGGGGGCUCAGUCCUACUCUGUUAGCAGUGUUUCCAUAUGCCGGCCUUCAAUUUGCUUCCUACAAUCUGUUGCAGAGAGUUUGGGAUGCUGCCUUACCACCAGGCCAUGAUAACUUGAAGAACCUCUUGUGUGGUAGUGGGGCUGGAGUGAUUAGUAAAACUGUCACUUAUCCACUAGAUCUGAUUAAAAAAAGGCUCCAGGUCGGGGGCUUUGAGCAGGCAAGAGCAGCAUUUGGAGAGGUCAGAACAUACCAGGGUCUCAGAGACUGUGUAUGUCGAAUACACCUGGAAGAAAGCUUUAGGGGUUUUUUCAAAGGAUUGUCGCCAAGUCUGCUUAAAGCUGCUGUUUCAACCGGACUCACCUUCUUUUGCUAUGAGAUGUUCUGCAGCAUGUUGUGGAGUUUGAAGAAAACCAGAGAAAGUCAAAAGGUAGACAAGUGA
Staurois parvus is the source of this 615-nucleotide messenger RNA. NCBI's taxonomy places the organism in Eukaryota, Metazoa, Chordata, Amphibia, Anura, Ranidae. The record is from the annotation of a GenBank genome assembly.